Molecule: messenger RNA, 1316 nt
Organism: Drosophila teissieri
Lineage: Eukaryota; Metazoa; Arthropoda; Insecta; Diptera; Drosophilidae
Gene: mRpS9
Product: 28S ribosomal protein S9, mitochondrial
Exons: 7
Coding region: 54-1241 (395 amino acids)
Biological process (GO): translation
Cellular component (GO): ribosome; mitochondrial small ribosomal subunit
Molecular function (GO): RNA binding; structural constituent of ribosome
Source: RefSeq, a predicted model, not a curated record
UCAACCGAUUGAUACAGCUGUUUAUUCUCUUCUUCUUCCGCAAAAUUGAAAGGAUGGCACUGCGUGUUUUUGGCCUAAAUAUAGUGAAAACUAAAAGGAAUCUGCUGCAAAAUGCAUGCAAAUUCAGUGCGCCGGUCGCAGGCUACAUGGCAGCGGCACCAUUUGCCACCGAAGUGACCGUCCAGGCUGCCCCGGCGGCUGUCCAAAAGCAAAGGGUGAGCAAGGCCAUGCGGGCGUACCUGAAAAGAGCCAACGAACACGACGAGUUUAUGAAGACCCAGCAUCUGGAGUUCCAGAUCGGAAAGCGGCACCUGGCCAACAUGAUGGGCGCCGAUGCGGAGACGUUUACCCAGGAGGACAUAGACGAGGCGAUAUCCUAUCUGUUUCCCUCCGGCUUGUACGACCAAAAAGCCCGCCCGGCAAUGAAGUCACCCGAGGUUGUCUUUCCCGCCCGCAAGGCCGCGGAAUUUGAUGAGACGGGCAGACCAUUCCACAGUAUGUUCUACACCGGCAAGCCCAACUUUUUCCAAUUGCUUCAUGACAUUGUGGAAGAAACUAACAAGCUGGCGGAUCUGGAGGAGCGCAUGCUUCGGCGCGGCAAUAAGCCCGAUGACAACCAGAAGCUUGGCAUUGCCGGCUUUCAGUUGCUGCCAAAGGACCAGUUGGAACUUUUGCUAGUUGAGAGCAUUGCAGAUAUCGAGUACUCCAACUUUACCAAGUCCAUGGAUCGACUGAUCGCAUCGCCAUAUGCUUAUAAAAGCAAAGCAUUUAUCGAGCGAUAUUUGAAACCGCUGAUGGACCAGUCCAAGCAGUUGGAGGUGCCCAAACCAAGGAUAGAUGAAGAGGGUCGCCAGUACAUCACCACCUACGAGUGCCUGCGCAAAACUGCUAGAGCCGAUGUCACAGUACGGCUACCCGGAACAGGAAAGAUCAGCAUUAACGGAAAAGAUAUUUCAUACUUUGAGGACGAAAACUGCAAGGAACAGUUGCUCUUCCCGCUGCAAUUUAGCGAGCUGCUUGGCAAAGUCGAUGUGGAGGCUAACGUCGAGGGAGGCGGACCUUCCGGUCAGGCUGGAGCCAUCCGCUGGGGCAUCGCCAUGAGUUUGCGCAGCUUUGUCGAUCAAGAGAUGAUUGAGUCAAUGCGUCUAGCCGGCCUGCUAACACGUGACUAUCGCCGUCGGGAGCGUAAGAAGUUCGGACAGGAAGGAGCACGCCGCAAGUACACGUGGAAGAAGCGCUAGACGGUCACGUGCAUCUACAACUAGGCUGCAUUUUAUAUCGAAGUGUUUUAUUAAUAAAUAUAUAAACUAUGUUAA